Molecule: messenger RNA, 2035 nt
Organism: Glycine soja
Lineage: Eukaryota; Viridiplantae; Streptophyta; Magnoliopsida; Fabales; Fabaceae
Product: ATP-dependent 6-phosphofructokinase 5, chloroplastic-like
Exons: 13
Coding region: 42-1706 (554 amino acids)
Biological process (GO): fructose 6-phosphate metabolic process; glycolytic process
Cellular component (GO): cytoplasm
Molecular function (GO): ATP binding; 6-phosphofructokinase activity
Source: RefSeq, a predicted model, not a curated record
UCUCUCUCGUUUGUUUCACGUGAUUUCAUUUACGUGACCGCAUGCCACAAACAACAACUUUUGUAUUUGAUUCAUCACUCUCCGCAAACCCCUGUUUUUUGAUGGGUAGCAUGUCGCAUAUGAUCACUCUUCAUGGCCUAACAGCUUCUUCAACCCGUUGCUCCUACGCCUUUAAUGACUCCAAUUCUCGUUUCAAGGCAUUGGCAGUUCCUACCAGAGUGGCUAGCGUCUUUGCCAAGGUUAAGAGUAAAAGUUCAACUUCCUCCGAGUCCAACAACUCCGCAAUUGAUUUCAGCGACCCUGAUUGGAAAACCAAGUUCAAGGACGACUUUGAAGACCGUUUCAGACUCCCCCAUGUCACUGAUAUCUUUCCGGAUGCAGUUUCUAUGCCCUCUACGUUCUCUCCCAACAUGAGAAAUCCUACGACUAGUGACUUUCCUGGUAAUUAUCCUUUGGAUGAGGAUUGGCAUGGAUAUAUUAAUGACAAUGACAGAGUGCUUCUUAAGACAAUAUACUACUCAUCACCUACAUCUGCUGGCGCUGAGUGCAUUGAUCCUGGUUGUAAUUGGGUGGAACAAUGGGUUCAUCGAGCUGGACCUCGGGAAAAGAUAUACUUUCAUCCGGAAGAAGUAAAGGCUGCAAUUGUUACUUGUGGGGGGCUCUGCCCUGGUCUUAAUGAUGUCAUCAGACAAAUUGUAAUCACACUCGAAAUAUAUGGUGUAACAAAGAUUGUGGGUAUUCCUUUUGGUUAUCGUGGAUUUUCAGACAAAGAGCUGACAGAAGUUCCACUGUCAAGGAAAGUGGUUCAGAAUAUUCAUCUUUCAGGUGGAAGCCUAUUAGGAGUUUCACGUGGAGGACCUGGAGUCAGUGAAAUUGUGGACAAUUUGAAGGAAAGAGGGAUCAACAUGCUCUUUGUGUUGGGUGGAAAUGGCACACAUGCUGGUGCAAAUGCAAUUCACAAUGAGUGCUGUAAAAGACGGCUUAAGGUAUCUGUAAUUGGAGUGCCUAAAACUAUAGACAAUGAUAUUCUAUUGAUGGACAAAACUUUUGGCUUCGAUACUGCGGUUGAGGAAGCACAAAGAGCAAUAAAUUCGGCAUACAUUGAGGCACAUAGUGCAUAUCAUGGAAUUGGUAUUGUGAAAUUGAUGGGCCGUGACAGUGGAUUCAUAGCAAUGCAUGCUACCUUAGCUAGUGGACAGAUUGACAUAUGUCUGAUUCCUGAGGUUCCUUUCAAUUUACAUGGACCUCGUGGAGUGUUGAGUUAUCUCAAGUACCUUAUAGAAACAAAAGGAUCAGCUGUAGUCUGUGUGGCAGAGAGAGCUGGACAGAAUUUGCUUCAAAAAACUAAUGCUACUGAUAAUUCUGGAAACACUGUAUUUCGAGAUAUUGGUGUAUAUACCCAACAAGAGACGAAAAAAUACUUCAAGGAAAUUGGUGUUCAUGCUGACGUUAAAUAUAUCGAUCCAACGUACAUGAUCCGUGCAUGUCGAGCAAAUGCUUCUGAUGGAAUUUUAUGCACUGUACUUGGACAAAAUGCUGUUCAUGGUGCAUUUGCUGGAUUUAGUGGCAUUACAGUAGGCUCUUGUAACACACACUAUGCUUACUUUCCCAUCCCCGAAGUGAUAUCUCAUCCCAAAUUAGUGGACCCUAACAGUAGAAUGUGGCAUCGUUGCUUAACUUCAACAGGCCAACCCGAUUUCAUUUGAUUAUUUUCCCAUUUUAAUACAUUCAUGAGGCUUGGGAAUUCAGGCUUCCGUAGAGUAUAUCAUAGGAAGAUAGCUUCAAAAAAGUAUUUUUGGUUAAUAUACCCAACAUGAUAUCAUUAGUGGAAAAUAAUACCGAGGAUGACAUUCCCUCAUUCAAAUUUUUAUAGCAUGGCAAAUUCAUAGUCUUCCAAUUGCAUUCAAAAUGAAAUUUGAGAGGAAUGACAGAGCAUUAUUUGCUUGAUUUUGUGGCAUUUGUUGUAAAUAUAGAGUAUUAUAAUAUUGGAAGUCUAUUGAAUAUAUGUUUCAAGACUCUGAUGCCAAUAUUCCAA